AAAUUAUAAAAGCAGCCCUGUUUCUUUAUAUUCCCCUUAAUACCCUCUGCUCACUGGGAAACCCUGCAUCUCCCGUCCUCUCCUUCCCCCUCGAUCUGGAUUCAACGGCUCACACGCCCCUCUCUCUCGAUUCUCACCGCCGGCAUCGCGCAGUGAGAUAGUUGGUACCCACGAUGGGGAAAAAGAAGACCGAGGAGAUGAAUCCACUGUCCUCAAAGGGUAAGCCUAAAGAUGCUGCUUCUUCUAAAGAAGCCAACAAGAAAGAAAGGAUAUCAGUCUCUGCCUUACUUGCCAGCAUGGACCAGAAACCUGAGAGCAAGGCAAAGGCAUCAUCAGCAAGUUCUAAGGCUAAAUCCAAGUCUGCUGUAGUUGCACGCUCCUCUUAUACAGAUGGCUUAGACCUUCCACCUUCAGAUGAUGAAGAGGAAAAUGAAGAGGAAAAUGAGCUGGAGCCUUCUGCUCGUCCGAGAGGGCAAGGAAGAGUUGUUACCACUGUUGAUAUCUCUACAUCCCUUAGCGAGAAGGAAUUGAAGAAACGAGAGAAAAAGGAGCAAGUUGCUGCUCAAGCUGCUGAGUUCGCCAAACAGGAAGCUCUCAAGGACGAUAGAGAUGCAUUCACAGUGGUCAUUGGUAGCAAGACAUCAGUACUUGAGGGGGAAAAUGAGAUGGAUGCAAAUGUGAAGGACAUAACAAUUGACAGUUUCUCUGUUUCUGCUAGAGGAAAGGAGCUCCUUAAGAACGCUGCUUUGAAGAUAUCACAUGGCAAGCGCUAUGGAUUGGUGGGCCCUAAUGGGAAGGGAAAAUCUACUCUAUUAAAAUUAAUCGCUUGGCGUAAAGUGCCUGUGCCAAAGAAUAUUGAUGUCCUUUUAGUUGAGCAGGAAGUUGUUGGUGAUGAAAAAUCUGCAUUGCAAGCUGUUGUUUCUGCUAAUGAAGAAUUGAUUAAGCUUCGAGAGGAAGCUUUGAGGUUGCAGAACCUCUCUCUUGAUGGAGGUGAGCAUGAUGAUGAUUCACGGGACUCUAGUGAAAAACUUGCUGAGGUUUAUGACAAGUUGCAGGUGAUUGGUUCUGAUGCUGCCGAAGCACAAGCCUCCAAGAUCCUUGCUGGUUUAGGCUUUAGUAAAGAUAUGCAAACCCGUCCUACUAAGUCAUUCAGUGGGGGUUGGCGAAUGAGAAUUUCAUUGGCUAGGGCUCUAUUUGUACAACCUACCCUACUGUUGUUGGAUGAGCCUACCAACCAUCUUGAUCUUAGGGCUGUCCUGUGGUUAGAAGAAUAUCUGUGCAGGUGGAAAAAAACACUGGUGGUUGUGUCUCAUGAUCGUGAUUUUCUUAAUACUAUUUGCACUGACAUCAUACAUCUUUUUGACGAGAAACUUCAUUUCUAUCGUGGAAACUUUGAUGAUUUUGAAAGUGGCUAUGAACAAAAGCGGAAGGAGAGCAACAAAAAGUACGAGACAUAUGAGAAGCAAGUCAAGGCUGCAAAGAGAACAGGCAACAGGGCUCAACAAGAGAAAGUCAAGGAGCGGGCAAAAUUCAAUGUGAAAAAAGAAGCUUCCAAGAACAGAGCUAAGGGCAAGGUGGAUGAUGACGAUGAAGCACCCCCAGAGGCCCCAAAGAAAUGGAAGGAUUACAGCGUGGAGUUUCACUUUCCUGAACCUACGGAACUCACCCCUCCUCUGUUGCAGCUGAUUGAGGUGAGUUUCAGCUAUCCUAAUAGGCCGGACUUCCGCCUAUCCAAUGUUGAUGUGGGCAUUGACAUGGGUACAAGGGUCGCAAUUGUUGGGCCCAAUGGAGCUGGAAAAUCAACCUUGCUGAAUCUACUAGCAGGUGAUCUGCAACCUACAGAAGGAGAGGUUAGGAGAAGCCAGAAAUUGAGAAUUGGCAGAUAUUCUCAACAUUUUGUUGAUCUGUUGACCAUGGAAGAGAACCCUGUCCAGUAUCUUCUGAGGCUGCAUCCUGCUCAGGAAGGGUUCAGCAAGCAGGAAGCUGUUCGUGCAAAGCUUGGGAAGUUUGGACUUGCUAGUCACAACCAUCUAACUCCCAUUGCAAAGCUUUCAGGAGGCCAAAAGGCACGUGUAGUGUUCACUUCAAUUUCCAUGUCAAAUCCCCACAUCUUGUUACUUGAUGAACCCACAAACCAUUUGGACAUGCAGAGUAUUGAUGCAUUGGCUGAUGCAUUGGAUGAAUUCACUGGAGGGGUUGUCCUAGUUAGUCAUGAUUCUAGGCUAAUAUCCAGAGUAUGUGAGGAUGAAGAGAAGAGUCAAAUCUGGGUUGUGGAGGAUGGAACUGUAAGGACUUUCCCUGGUACGUUUGAAGAGUACAAGGAGGAUCUGCAAAGAGAGAUCAAAGCUGAAGUGGAUGAUUAAUGUGUGUUGUCUUCCAACUGGAUACCAAUUUGUUUUCCCACCACAUAAUAAGUCUAUCAUGGGUAGAUCAAGUUGGCUUCUAAGAGGAGAUUUCCUAGGAACAUACUUUAAUUGCUUGUAUGUUUCAUAGAUAUGUUUGUGCAUGCGAGGCUCUUCUAUUACCAGUAAUGAGUCUUUUCUGGUUACCGUUUUCAUUUGCUUGUACAUCCAUCUUGCUUCUCAGUUGAGUUGCUAUUCUAGUUCGAAGAAAUUUGUACGAACUUUAGGAGACCCAUCUAUGGCUGUAUAAGUUUUGGAACUGUGUAUCUCUUAUGCUCCUACACAGGUUGUUGUGCUCGUUUACUUGUGAUGAUAUUUCUGAACCCAUCUUCCUUAAUGACUAGUUGAUUUAGUUAUUUUGCUGUA
This is a messenger RNA of Nymphaea colorata (pocket water lily), 2768 nucleotides long. RefSeq names its product ABC transporter F family member 4. The transcript is spliced from 2 exons. The record is from RefSeq and is a predicted model, not a curated record. Gene Ontology annotation, molecular function: ATP binding; ATP hydrolysis activity. NCBI's taxonomy places the organism in Eukaryota, Viridiplantae, Streptophyta, Magnoliopsida, Nymphaeales, Nymphaeaceae. The coding region runs from base 174 to 2363 and encodes 729 amino acids.